This is a messenger RNA of Phalaenopsis equestris, 1010 nucleotides long. RefSeq names its product peptidyl-prolyl cis-trans isomerase FKBP17-1, chloroplastic. Lineage: Eukaryota; Viridiplantae; Streptophyta; Magnoliopsida; Asparagales; Orchidaceae. The transcript has 5 exons. The record is from RefSeq and is a predicted model, not a curated record. Gene Ontology annotation, molecular function: peptidyl-prolyl cis-trans isomerase activity. Bases 11 to 664 code for a protein of 217 amino acids.
UGUUCAUAUUAUGGCAGUAAAUAUUUUCUUCCCAACUCGUUCUGCUUUUGUUUCUCUUCCUCCUGGACGCAAAACCCUGAUUCCAUCGACACCUAAACUGUUCUCGAACUCAAGAAGAGCUGCUCUUAUCUCCUCCUCCGCUUUUCUUUUUCAAUUCUCCAUUCUUCCUUCCUCCUAUGCUUCCCUUCCGCCUUCACCUCCUCGCCCUCUCGCAGAGUUCUUCAAUAUUCCCGACUCCGGUGGUGUGAAAGCCCUAGACAUUCGUUUAGGUACAGGUGACUGCCCCGCUGUGGGAGAUAAGGUCGCAAUACACUACUAUGGGAGGCUUGCAGCAAAGCAAGGGUGGCGAUUCGACUCCACCUACGAUCACAAGGAUGAAACGGGUGAUACCAUCCCCUUUGUGUUCGUUGUUGGAUCUGGAAAGGUUAUCUCAGGCAUUGAAUCAGCUGUAAAGACGAUGAAAGUUGGAGGCAUUCGCCGUGUCAUCAUUCCGCCAUCGCAGGGAUAUCAGAACACAUCACAGGAACCCAUUCCUCCAAAUUUCUUUGAUAGGCAGAGGUUGUACACGACGAUCUUCAAUCCAACCCGUCUUGCCAACGGAGAAGGUUCCACACUCGGCACGCUCAUCUUCGAUAUUGAACUCGUCAGCCUGAGAUAUGAGUGAUUUGAGGAGUACUCUUAUGGCUUCGACGGUUCUUGAAGAAUUAACUAGCACACAUUCUUCUUCCAUUCCGGACCAUCGGGACUAGCUAGUAGUGUUUGGAUCAAGGUAAAUAUGGAUGGUACGCUUCUAUCCAACCACUGCACCGGCACGGGCGCUGUUCUUCUGGACGAGACCAAGGAGCUCGUUUGUGCCAUGGGAUAACAACUACAACAUCGAGAUGAUGGAUUUGUGGAACUUUAAGCUUACCUCUCCAUUGUAGAUAUCAUGCAACCUUGGAUGUUGGAAGCCAGCAACAUUAUGGUGGAAGUUGGCAAUGUUAACAUUAUUAACUACAUGAGAGAGUAAA